AAAACAAAUAAACAAACUCCACCCGUCUUUUAAAACCUGGAGAGAAGUUGCGGCAAAACCUUGGAGAAGAGAAUAUCAAUGGAGUCGCACAAUUAUUGUUAAAUCCCAGUAUUAGUUAUUACCUUAUUCUUAUAAUUCAUAGCCACUAAAUCUACGGAUUAUUUGGUGGACAUUUGAUUUGGAACCAUGAGGGCAGGGCCUGUUGAGAAGACACGCCGAGAAAGGCGAAAAGAAGCUAGAAAAAUGACAACGCAGAAAAAACAUGAAUCUUGGGUUCAAAAUCAGCAAUUUAAAAAACGGAGGAGAGCUGAAGAAAAUAAAAGAAAAUUUGGAAAUUCAAAGGCAAAAUAUGUGAACAAAUCAAAGAACUUGAAGGAGAAAGAAGAUAUGCAGGAAGAUGCUACUAACUCGAGGAGAAAUCAGAGUCCAGAGGAAAAGAAUGUGCCAACAAAAAUGGAAAGGAAAUUGGGCUUGUUGGGACGUAGUGGUUCUAAUGCUCCAAAGACAGCGAAAGAAAAAAAGGGCAUGAAGAGGAAUUUGAAAACGAAGUUUGAAGAGUAUCUUGAAAUGGAUACGAAAGAUGCUUUUGCUGAAGAAGAUUUGGAAAUGGAAAGGAGACUUGCUAAGAAACUCAAAUUAAAGGAUGGAAAAUUGAAGGGGAUGGAUGAUGAAAUGGACAUGUUACUCGAGGGAAUACCAUCUGUGCUUGAUUCUUUUGAUAAAGGGGAAGUCCCAGAUGCUAACCAGUUUCGCAUUGAGGGAGUUGAGGAUACAACUUCUGAUAAGAAACAUAAGAAGAAAAAGUCUUCGAAGGAAUCUUCAAAAGAUCGGAGCGAGGAUGUGAUGGGAGCAAUUUCUGAGCUGCAGGAAAGCUCAGGUGCAGAAGUGGGGCUUGAAGAAGGUGCCAGUGAGACACCUUCACAUAAUAGAAACAAAAAGAAGUCAAAGCGAAAGCAAGCCAUGGCAGGAGACAUGACAAUUGAUGUAUCUGACCCAGCAGAGACCCAUGAUGCAGAGGCUGUGCUGCAGGAAACUUCUAAGAAGGCGCCUGCAGUGGCCAGUAGUAUAAAAUAUGUUGCUCCACACUUGAGAUCUCUUGCAGGAAAUGAGUCAGAAGAACAUAUUCAAAUCCGUAGACGGGUCCGAGGUCUACUGAAUAGGCUAUCUGAAUCCAAUGUGGAAUCAAUUACAGGCGAAAUGGCUACCAUCUUCCGUUCCACUAUUCGCGGUGUCAGUACUCAGAUUAUCAUUAAUGAGGUGUUGGGAGCAUGUUCUGGUGGUCCUCGUGGCAAUGAACAGUAUGCUGCUGUUUUUGCAUCUUUUGUUGCUGGCUUGGCUUGCUCUGUUGGGAUGGACUUCAGUGCAAAGUUCAUGGCGUCGCUAGCUAAAGCUUUUGAGGAUGAGUGCCUCAAAGAAGACAAUAUUUCCUUGCGUAAUCUCACUCUUCUACUCUCCUAUUUAUGCAUAUUUGGAGUUUGCUCAAGUGAUCUGAUAUAUGACCUCCUAAUCACUCUGAGCAAGCGUUUGAGAGAGAUCGAUGUCUCCACUAUCUUGACAGUUUUAAAUUGCUGUGGGAUGAAAAUAAGGAGUGAUGAUCCCACUGCAAUGAAGAACUUCAUCCAGAGUGUACAGAACAGAGUAAAUGAGCUGAAGGCCUCCUCUGUUGAAGGCCAGGCAAAUAUAAAUGGAAAAAGAAUGGAGUUUAUGCUCGAAACCAUAUUUGAUAUCAAAAACAACAAGAAAAGGCCCAAGGAGGAAACUGCACCUCAUGCACGGAUAAAAAAGUGGCUACAGAAGUUAAGAGUUGAAGAAAUUCUUAUUAGAGGGCUAAAGUGGAGCAAGUUGCUUGAUCCUGACAACAAGGGCCAGUGGUGGCUAUCAGGGGGUAUGGCUGCCAAAACAGAUAAUGUUCAAGAGGUUGCCAAUACGAUUGACAAAGAUGUUCUGGAAGCCCAAAAGAUGCUACAGCUAGCUUCUUCACAGAGGAUGAACACAGAUGCCAGAAAAGCAAUCUUUUGUAUAAUAAUGAGUGGUGAGGACUACAUCGAUGCUUUUGAAAAGCUUCUGAGGUUGGACUUGGUUGGAAAGCAGGAUAGAGAGAUUAUGCGAGUUAUUGUUGAAUGCUGUUUACAAGAAAAGAUAUUUAACAAAUAUUACACUACCCUGGCUUCCAAGUUGUGUGAGCAUGACAAAAACCACAAAUUUACUUUACAGUUUUGCAUUUGGGACCACUUCAAAGAGCUGGAGUCAAUGCAGCUAUUAAGAUCAAUGCACCUAGCAAAAUUCAUAGCAGAGAUGGUCAGCUCUUUCACCCUCUCUCUUGCAGUUCUGAAGAGUGUAGAAUUAAGUGAUGUCACACAGCUAACCCCAAAAAGGAUCAUGCAUUUUCGUAUGCUGUUUGAGGCCUUGUUUGAGUAUCCUGAUGAGGUUAUAUGGAACUCAUUUACACGUGUUGCUGUCUCCCCAGAGCUAGAAACUCUCCGUCAUGGCAUUGAGUUCUUCAUCAGGGAGUACGUUGUCAAAACUAACAAGGCCUUUGCAAACAAAUUCAAGAUUUCAAAGAAAGCCCUUAAUAAUACUGAAGGAGUCCUCAUGUGAGUUGGAGAAAAUGGUUGCUCUUCUUGGUAAAGGCCAAAUUUUGUAGUUUAUUAUUAUUAUUUUUUUCCCUGUGGCUUGGUUGCCAGAUUUUAUUCUGCCAAGUACUAAAUUACCAUGGGUGAAAUGAUGUAAAACGCUAGCAAUUUUAUUAUUAGAUGACAGACAUCUUUUCCCUUAUAUUAUUUUUAAAGAGGGUUCAA
Messenger RNA from Populus euphratica (Euphrates poplar), 2798 nucleotides. Its product is annotated as MIF4G domain-containing protein / MA3 domain-containing protein. The transcript is spliced from 14 exons. The coding region runs from base 187 to 2598 and encodes 803 amino acids. Lineage: Eukaryota; Viridiplantae; Streptophyta; Magnoliopsida; Malpighiales; Salicaceae. Gene Ontology annotation, molecular function: protein binding; RNA binding. Gene Ontology annotation, cellular component: nucleolus. Gene Ontology annotation, biological process: ribosomal small subunit biogenesis. The record is from RefSeq and is a predicted model, not a curated record.